AUUUUUUAAUUGAUUCCUAGAUGCUCAAUUUGUCCCACAACAUUUAAAUAUUGCACAAUAUUAUUGAUUUUCACGGUUAUAAGUUACCAUUACAAAUCGAUGAUAAUACAUUGAGUGUCAUUUAGAGAGAAUAACUUAUAAAAUAAAUUUUGUUACAUUAAAAGUGAAUAAAAAGUAAGGCCGAUUAAAAGUUUUUUGGUUUCCAUAUAUGUGUUACCGUGCGUAAUAGCAUGCAUCUCCAUCAGAUGUGUGCUUCUUCCAAAUGAAAAAGAUUUGUGUAAACAUCACGUAAACCGUAAACAAUGCGUAAAAAAUACAUGUAAUUAUAAUCUUGAAAUAUAUAUCACCUGAUAAAAAACUGCUACAUUAUCUGUGUGAUAGAAGACACUUUCUUUCUAGUUUAUAUUUUCAAAGUUUUAUUUUUAGCUUUUGUUUGAGAAACAUUAUCUGGCAUAAAACAAAGUGGCAUAUCAAUAUUGUAACCUUCCUCUAAGUAAAUUUUUAAUUUAGUGCAAAAAUUAAUAGGUCAUCAAUAAGAUCAUUAAAAAUAACUAUUAGGAAUUAAAAAUUAACUUAUUUAAAUUAACCAAGUUCAGUUGAAGUUAUUAACUUUAUUAUUUAACUUUUAACUUUUUAAUUAAUUAUUACCCAACUCUGAUAACAAUGUUAUUCAGCGUCAAGAUUUUUAUUCAAUUUCUUUUUUACAAAUAAAUAAUAACUCCUCAAAAUUAUAUUUAAAAUAAUCUUAAAUGAUUAUUUUAAAUAUCAAUUGUUUAUUCGUAUGCGCGCAAACUCAAUCUGCAAUUCGAACAAUUCGAAAAUUUUCCUUCUUCAAUCUGACACUUUGGACACCCGAUUGGCCGAUUCGUUCGUUGGCUCUGACUUGUCGCACGUGACGCGAAGAAUUUGAAUUCAAAAACUUGUCAGCAGACUCGACUUCUCUUUAAUAAGACUAAGAAAUAAGAAUCGUUACAAAGAACAUUCACGGAAAGAAAGUCACUGCGAAUGUGAGGGAAACUAAGAUCGAAUAUGAAUUUGAAACACUCGGUAUAUGUGACGUAAAAAAAUUAUUGCACGCGUUAUCGCAGGACAAAUAUACAUUGUAAUUUUUUCGCGUCAAAAUUGGUUACUAAGAGUCGUAAUUUUAUCAAUUAAUCGUGAAGUAUCGUCCGAUAACGGCACCGUAGUAAAUUAACUUUCUUCCGUAACUCAAGCGAGAUGCAAAGGUAGUAAAUCAAAAUGGUACAUUCUUGCUUGCGACAUAAUGAUUUAAAAUGAGAGACGCGAGAUAAAGAGGACUGUAUUUCGCUCGCGACAAAUCGGCGAAACCAUGUUUCUGCACACAAAAAAGGAAAAUAUUGCAUCAUGUUAGUUAAGGAUAUACAUAUAAUGUGUUAAUAGUAUCUUAAAAAAAAAACUUAAUUAUACGAUUUAAUGUCAAUGCCUAUCAUGGUCCAUAUUUACGUAAACUAUGAACAAAGAACUAAGGAACAAAAUCAUAGUCUGUCCUAGUAUAUGUAAAAAAAAUCUAAGGGGCUGUGCAAUAAACGAAAUAGGGAAUAGAGUAAAAAACAAUUCGCUAUGUUAAACAAAGGAAACAUAUAAAACACUUUUUAUUCAACGUAUCCAACUGCUCCUUACCAUCUGUUCUUUAUUUUAUUUAUUGUGCACAGCCUCUAAAAUUUAGACUAAAGAACAAAUGAUGUUAGAGAAGCUUUUCUAUAAAAAUUCUUGCUAUAAUAAGUAAUUGCGAAACGCAUUUAUUUCUGUCAAUGCAGAUUAGCUUUAACUUUUGCUCAGUUUGACUUUUUUAUCUUUUUCUAAAAAUAGAAAGCUGAGAUUAAAAUUAAUUGAUAGAAAUAGACAUGAACUGCGCCUUACAAUAUUUUUCGUCACUUAUAACUAUUAACUUAAUAUUGUAUGCAUAUGUAGAAUGACUUUUAUAUUUAAGAAUUAAAAUAAAAUGAUAAAAUGACUCUACAUCAUGAUGCAAGAAGCAGAAAUUUUCCAGGGUUUAGACACAUUUGUACACAUUUCUAUUUCUGGCGGGGUCUUUGAUAUAUAAACCCAGAUAUAAUUACAUCGAUCCUAUCGAAAUUUAAUAGACUUCCUUAAAAUCAACGACGGAUCCGAUAAAGCGGAGUAUUUACCGUGUACACAGAGCACGGUGUGUGCCUAUUAUUCACGUGCUUUCAUUAACGAGUGACGAGAUAAGGGUGCCCCUUCCUCACGAGAUUUUCCGCGUGGAUAGCGAUCGCUAUAAAUCGAAUUACGAUUCGGUUCGCGGGUCGAGUACAAGACGAGCGUUCUCUUUGUACCAAUGAAUUUGGUGCUUCGUCGUUUGCAAAUCUCAUUCCUCGUCGAUCCUUGGUUUGAGGCCGACCAUAGUCGCGAAACUACCUGUGCCCUCGCGUCCGUUUGGAAAAACGUACGAUGGAGAAGCACGAAAAACUGCCGGCGGAGCCGGGAAAAUUGCGCCAGUUUCUUGCCACAAUGGUCGGUAAGUUGGAAAGAGGAAAAGGAGUUUUCUCAGCUCUUUCCCGUGAGCACAAAAGAUAUCUUCCAAUAAAUAGUACUAGUGUGAGGUAACGUGACCUUCCUAGUUGAAGAAGAGAAACUUCCUUCGUGAAGUCUUCCAAUGAUGAAUGCGACAAUUCCUUAAAAAAAAAGAAAGAGUUAUAAAAAAAAUUAAAAUAAAAUGUAUUGACAUUUUUAAACAAUUGACAUUUGAGCAAUGGUGCAAGUGACUCUUAUUGUUUUUCUUAUUCUAAGUAAAUUAGAUAAGCAACUUUGGAAAAUAAUGUGAGAAACAAAUUUCUUCCUCCAACUUCACUUGCAUAAUCAAUUGAAAGAUGCGCUGCUAAAAGAUAUAGUACAGCAUUGUUUUCGUGACUUGUGCAAGCAUUGCACUUAUUCUGACAAGGAUAGAAUCUAUAUUAAAGACAAAUGGAAGUUUCUAUUGGGGCUCUUCAAGCUUUAUGUAUUCCGUGACAUAUAUUCGCAGUGAACCAGUUGUCGCUGUCUUACGGGAUCGUGAUGGGAUGGCAGUCACCGUCAGCACCGCAGCUGCAAAGUCCCUCGCCUCCCAUGGGGAACGAGCCUAUGACAGAUAACGGCGUGUCCUGGUUGACUGGGACUUUGUGCCUAAGCGGUACCAUCACGACCGUGCUGUUGUCGGUGUUACCGGACAAGUUUAGUCGCAAGAGAUUCGGCUACAUGCUAACGUUGCCGAUGAUAAUCGCUUGGCUGUUGCUCAUCUUCACCAACGAACACGUGUACAUCUAUGUGUCGAGGAUCCUGAGCGGUAUGGCCGGCGGCGUCACGUUCUUCCUCGUAUCAAACUACGUGUCGGAGAUCGCAUGUGACAGCAUCCGCGGCAUGUUGGCGAGUAUCCUGGUAUUCUCGGUGAACUCGGGGAUAGUAGUGGCUUAUAUUCUGGGCGGCGUAAUGUCCUUCCGCGCCUUUCCUGUGGUCAGUGUAUCGUUAGCGGUUUUGUUCUUCAUCACUUUCAUCUUCAUGCCGGAGUCGCCGGUCUACCUAGUGCGUCGAAAUCGUAUGCACGAGGCAAUUAGAGCUUUGAAGUGGUUGAGAGCGGGAAACAGUCUGGUGGCAGAACGUACGUUAUCGCAAAUACAAUUGGAAGUUAAAGAGAACGCGUCCACGAAGCCCGCUAAGUUUUCGGAUUUAUUCAGAGACAAGGCAACGAUCAAAGGAUUGAUAAUUACCCUGGGUCUGUUCAUCGGCCAACAAUUUUGUGGAGUCUUUGCGAUGAUUAGUAACACGGAGACUAUCUUCAAGUUGUCCGGCAGCUCAUUAUCGCCGAACAUGUCGUCUAUCAUCGUGGGGACUAUACAGCUUGUCGGAUCAUGUAUAGCGAUGUUCCUGGUGGACCGUGCGGGCAGACGACCUUUACUCUUUUUAUCCUGCGCGGGAAUGUGCGCGUGUCACUGCGUAAUAGGCACAUUCUGUUAUCUUCAGAAUCUCCAAUAUGACGUGUCCAACUAUUCUUGGAUACCAGUGGUGGCAUUGUCCACCUUCAUGAUAACAUACUCUUUGGGGCUAGGCAAUGGACCCGUCGUGGUAAUGUCUGAGAUAUUCAGCCGUGACGUGACCAGCCUGGCCUCGACCGUAAUUCUCACCACAAGUUGGGGAUCCGCCUUCGUCAUAACGAAGAGCUUCACCGAUCUUGUUGCUUUGUUAGGCAUGCACGGCUGCUUCUUCUUCCUUGGCGCCUCCUGCGCGAGUACUUUUGUGUUUUGCUACGUGCUGCUACCGGAGACCAAAGGACGGUUACGCGAGGAUAUUGUAAACGAACUUAAUGGUGUGCAAUGUACAGAAAAUAAGAACAUCAAGCAUAUUAUUGGGACAGAUCCAGUGGAUGCAGCUUAUGUGUGAAAGUGUUACCUAUGUCUAAAAGUAAUAACACUGUAACAAAAAAAAUACCUUCAUCAUUCCAUUUCUCAUUAGACAUGUAAAUUUUAUACAUUCUGUACAUAGCUUCAUCAAAGUUUAUAUGUUGUCAGUUUUUUAAAGAUCAUUAUUAACGUCUUUUUUAACUAACAUUGUACAAUACAAGGAAUAAUUUUUCUUUAGUCCUUGUAUUCCAUUCUUAUUUUCAUAUUUCAUUUCAUUUAUUCGUUACUUAAAAUUUAAAUAUUUUUUCAAAUAUAUUACGUGUUCACUUGAAAAGAAUCAAAUUCCAUGGUCGAAAUGUCGUGAGAUUAUAAUUAUAAUAAAAAUUUGUAUUAUAAAGACAAAGUUAAAUAUGUAAAUUGCUUCGUUUAAUUAAAGAGGAGACGAGUCUUGCAUUAUUUACCUUAAUCGAUUCAAUGUCUGUUGAAAUUUUAUUUUAAUAUGAACUUUAUCAGAGAAAUGCACAAAUUUAUUUAAUUUUAUGACAUAUUAUUUCAAAUGUAUUUUAUAGCACACGUCAAAAAUUUUGAUAUAUGAUAUAGUGUAAUGAAUGUAUCAUUAAUAUUGAUACAUGAUAUAGCAUAAUAAAUUAAUCAAUAAUCUUGA
Monomorium pharaonis (pharaoh ant) is the source of this 5019-nucleotide messenger RNA. RefSeq names its product facilitated trehalose transporter Tret1. Gene Ontology annotation, cellular component: membrane. The transcript is spliced from 4 exons. Gene Ontology annotation, molecular function: sugar transmembrane transporter activity. Gene Ontology annotation, biological process: carbohydrate transport; transmembrane transport. The record is from RefSeq and is a predicted model, not a curated record. Lineage: Eukaryota; Metazoa; Arthropoda; Insecta; Hymenoptera; Formicidae. Bases 3037 to 4395 code for a protein of 452 amino acids.